AGGGACCGGCUUGCAUCAGGUGACCUUGGCGUUGUAUAAAACCACCACCCAGCUGGAUUUUUGUACAUUUUCUGGAGACGCAUCAAGACUGAUUAAACACAAAUAGUACCCGAAGAUGAAGGCAUUCACAUUUGGUGUGAUCUUGCUCGUUUUAUCGCUGAAUGUAAAAGGAAGUAAAACUACGAGCGACGUGACGAGGGCCACUACGGCUUUAUUUACAGCAAGAUAAGGGAGAGAUUCCUCUCAUACGAUGAUGGUAUCUACGAGCUUCGUGUCGUAAGGGGAAAUAGAAAACCAGUGGUAUAUAUUGGUAUGGCUCACAGAGAUGGCCCCGGCUCCAUGAACCAACGUAUUCUUGAAUACUGUAGGGACGGUUCACAUAAGGGUGAUCUCAUCAACAGGGCCAUGAGACUUGGGUAUACGUUACAAGUUCGGGUCCAAAACAUCCCUGGAUCAGCAUAUCAUGUGCGAGAGUGUGAAAAGAAAUAUUUGGAUGCGUAUGAUUACGCAUGGAAUGAGAUUAACAACGGCCGCAUCAGAGGAAACGUUCCUUCACCAUGAACAACUAGAUACAGCUACAAAAGAUUAACUGGCAAACAGCAUGUAGUAUACGAUAGCAGUAUAAUUUUAACUAAAGGAAGUAUCAAGUCUCACUCUGGGGGUUCGUAUAGUCUUGAAAAGUCCUAGAUGUCCUAGAUGUAAAAUACAUAAUUUCUGUCCUUGAAAAAAACGAACGUUAACCUUGACUCAUGUUAGCUAGGCCACUGAAAUGGCGGUUAUAUAUGGACUGUUUCAGCUUGUGCAUGUGCAUGGUUAUAAAAGUAAUUUUUUUGUGGUAAUAAACGACAAUUUUGAAUAAAA
This is a messenger RNA of Actinia tenebrosa (Australian red waratah sea anemone), 861 nucleotides long. RefSeq lists its product as uncharacterized. The record is from RefSeq and is a predicted model, not a curated record. NCBI's taxonomy places the organism in Eukaryota, Metazoa, Cnidaria, Anthozoa, Actiniaria, Actiniidae.